UUCACCUCCUUCUUAAACAAUAUUCAUCACUUGAUUUCCAACUAUAAAUCUAGCUUCAAAUCUCUUCUAAUUUAGUUCUAAAGUAUGAUGAAAUGGUGAGGACUUCAAAAGUUUUAUUAGGAAUCACUUCAGAUUAUCGUCUAUGGAUUCUUGCUAUGGCAAUCAUGAGUGUUCUGCUAGUGAUGAGUGUGAGGAGAUCAUGGUUUGGAGAUGAGUUUUCUGAUCAAGCAAGUGAAGAUUUUCACCUCCCAGUAAGUUUGCCUUCGAAAGGCCAUGGCCAUCCGCCAAUUCUUGCUUACUGGAUUUGUGGAAGCAGUGGAGAUGGCAAGAGGAUGAUGAGAUUGUUGAAAGCUAUUUAUCAUCCAAGAAAUCAGUAUCUGCUGCAGCUGGAUUCUGAUGCAGUGGAUUAUGAAAGGGUUGAUUUGUUAGUUUGGAUCAAAUCUGAGAAUUUGUUUACAAGUUUUGGAAAUGUUUAUGUUGUUGGAAAAAGUUAUGGUAUUAACAGGAUUGGAUCAUCAGCUCUUGCUGCUAUUCUUCAUGCUGCUGCACUUCUUCUCAAGUUAAAUCAAGAUUGGGAUUGGUUCAUCAAUUUAAGCCCUUCUGAUUAUCCUAUUAUGACUCAAGAUGAUCUUCUCUAUGUCUUCAGUUCAUUACCAAGGGACCUCAACUUCAUACAUUUUUCAAAUGAAACUGAGUGGAAAGAGAAACGAAGGAUAGAACAAAUUGUUAUAGAUCCCAGUUUAUAUCUUCAAAAGAGAAAUGACCUUUUCUACACUGUAGAAACUCGAACUCCAAAUGCUUUCAAGAUCUUUGGAGGUUCACCCUGGCUGAUUCUUACAAGAGCUUUGAUGGAGUACAGUGUGAAAGGAUGGGACAACCUCCCAAGAAAACUAGUAAUGUAUUUCAGCAAUGCAGCAUACCCAAUUGAAUUCUACUUCCACACACUCAUUUGCAACUCCCCAGAUUUUCACAACACAACAAUAAAUACCGACUUAAGGUACAAUAUUUUAGAAGAUCCUAAAUCUAACAAGACAGUACUUUAUAGUGGAGCAGCAGCAGCAGCAUUUGCAAGUCCAUUUAAAGAAGGUAACUCAGAGCUCAACAGGAUUGAUGAGAUGAUCUUAAACCGCCUACCUGAUGCAGUGGUGCCGGGAAGCUGGUGCUUAAGCCACCAAGGGUUUGAACGGUAUAAAAGUCCCAUCCCGGGUUUAGGAAGAGUAAGGUCCUCGGGGGUACACAAGGCCUGAGGAUCUGUACACGGGGGUGUCUCUGCUACGGGGAGAGAACAUUGAUGAUAUAUACUGUGCAAGUUUUUCCAGAGUUAAUUCUCAACGUCCUCAGCUAAAUGUUACUACUCGGUGUCUGUCUUUGCUUUCUGAAUGGCA
Manihot esculenta (cassava) is the source of this 1385-nucleotide messenger RNA. RefSeq names its product beta-glucuronosyltransferase GlcAT14A. Gene Ontology annotation, molecular function: glucuronosyltransferase activity. The transcript is spliced from 6 exons. The record is from RefSeq and is a predicted model, not a curated record. Bases 93 to 1247 code for a protein of 384 amino acids. NCBI's taxonomy places the organism in Eukaryota, Viridiplantae, Streptophyta, Magnoliopsida, Malpighiales, Euphorbiaceae. Gene Ontology annotation, cellular component: membrane.